CAACUGGGCGGGGCUGGCAGCACAAGUUUCCUUUCUUCCCCCCCCUCUCCACUCCAAAUGCGCCGGUGAUAGGUCUUACGGCGCUUCUGCAUCUUCAAGGAUGUCUUCCGGACGGUCCAUUCCUCGCCGUCGCACCCGCUCGGAGGAGGAGGACGACAGCGACGAAACAUCCUCAUCCGGCUCGGCUCCUGCAAAUCCUACUCCACGAACAACAUCCAACCCAAGCAAGCGCCCCAGACUCAGCACCAACAAUGACGAUCUGAACGAUGAGGGAUCGGAAGAAUUGUCUUCCGGAUCAGGCGAUGAUUCUGGAGGAGAUGAGGCCCUGGCAAACGGAAAUGCGGAGGACAGCAACGGGACAUCGUCCUCCGGCUCAACCACCCAAAACUCUACGCCUCGAAACGCGAAUCCCGACAAGCGCUCUAAAUCAGGCACCAAGAUCAAUGGCCAGAGUAUUGGGGGAACAGAAGACAAUGCCAGCGAAUCGGAGGAGGGCUCCGAGGAACUUGGGACACCGGGAGAUGGCAACGAGGAUGGCAGCGUUUCAGAUCCCACGCAGGCUGACGGCGGGGAUGGUACUCAGACGCCCGGGUUUAAUGCGACAGGGCCGCAAGCGACGGAUGUGAACGGAACAACACCCGAGGGUUACAAACCGGGGGCCAUCGUUCGCAUCAAAGUCACCGACUUUGUCACUUAUACAUCGGCGGAGUUCUUCCCUGGUCCGAAACUGAAUAUGGUGAUUGGGCCCAAUGGAACCGGAAAGAGUACUCUCGUUUGUGCGAUCUGUCUAGGGCUUGGAUGGGGACCGCAGCACCUUGGUCGCGCCAAAGACACUGGCGAAUAUGUUAAGCACGGUUGUCGAGAAGCCAUCAUCGAGAUCGAGCUUGCGGGUGGACCGCGCUAUCGUCGGAACCCCGUCGUGUCUAGGACAAUCAAACGCGACGGUAACAAGAGCUCGUUCAUGAUCAACGGGAAGCAGGCUUCCCGUCAGCAAGUUUUGAGACUCGCCCAGUCCUUCGCCAUCCAGAUCGAUAAUCUCUGUCAAUUCCUACCGCAAGAUAAAGUCAGCGAGUUUGCUGCUCUCACGCCCAUCGAACUCCUCAAUUCGACCCAGCGAGCCGCAGCCGGGGAUGAAAUGGUCGAGUGGCACGCGAAUCUUAAGAGCCUAAGAGCUGAACAGAAAAAGCUGCAGGCGGACAAUCAGGGCGACAGAGACCUGUUGACGAAUCUCGAGGAACGGCAAGAAAUGCAGAGAGCUGACGUGGAACGGAUGCGCCAGAGAGUCCAGAUCAAGAGGAAGAUUGAGAUGCUGGAAUCUGCUCGCCCUGUCACGCAGUACAAAGAGCUUCGUGAACAGUUCAAUGAGAUGAAAAGAGAGCGAGAUGUGAAAAAGGAGGAGUUAACGGAGCUUGAGAGGGAGCUGGAACCUGCACUGAGGGCCGCGAAUGAAAGGCAGGAGUACUGUCUUAAACUGGAUGAUGUGAUCAAGCACAGAACUCAGACCUUCGAAGUUGCAGAGAAGAAGGCUUCCAAUGCUGCUGCGAAGAUCGAGCAGUUCGAGGAACAAUUCAAGGAUCUGGAUAACCAGGCUGAAUCCGAGAAGAAAAGUGGUCAGAGUCACCGGCAGAAUUUCAGUAAAAUUCAGCAAAACCUGAACAAACUCCGGCGUUCCUUAGAACAGGAUCAGCCCGUAGCCUUCGAACUCGAUUCCUAUAAUGAAAGAAUUCGGGAAAAACGGAUGGAGCUCCGCGAGAUUGAAGAACAGGCAGAGAAACUCAAAGUGGAAAGACGGCCUCUUCUAGAAGCCCACAAAUCUACAUCGGAUCAAAUAAAGCAGGCCGAAGAACAAUUAAAGAAUCUCGACUCUCAAGCUGGGCAGCAGGAAUCAAAGCUGGGACGCUUCUCCCAAGAUUCUGUCAAGGCUUACCAAUGGGUUCGCGAAAAUCAGGCCCGAUUUGAGAAAGAAGUCUUUGGCCCUCCAACACUUACCUGCUCAGUCAAGGAUCCUAAAUUUGCCCACGCUCUCGAAUCGUUACUUCAACGCACAGACUUCACCGCAUUCACUACGCAAACGCGGAAUGACUUCAGGACAUUGCAGAAGGCUCUGGUGGAGCUCAGGCUUUCUGAUGUUAGUAUCCGCACCUGCUCGAUUCCCCUGGAUCGUCUACGACCAAGCAUGUCCGAUGCGCAGAUUCGGGAGCUUGGAUUCGAUGGAUGGGCCUCGGACUUUCUCAACGGUCCAGACCCCGUGGUUGCUAUGCUUUGUAGCGAGAACCGCCUGCAUCAGACGCCUAUUCGCCUUCGUGAUAUCAGUGAUGAAGAGUUCACAAGGAUAGAGAAUGGGCCCAUAAGCACCUGGGUGGCAGGUAAGCAGACUUAUGCGGUUACCCGACGACGGGAAUAUGGCCCUAGUGCAACUUCCACUCGAGUGAGACCGGUCAAACCCGCCAAAGUCUGGACCUCGCAGCCGGUGGAUGCAUCGGAGAAGGAAGCCAUAAUGCAGAGGAUCCGAUCACUCGAGGAAGAGACAAAUGAGUUGCAGGCGAGGAUGGAUGGUGACAGAGCUAGACUCAGUCAGCUGGGUAAACGACAUGAGGACAUUGACAACGAGAGGCGUGCAAUUGAGCAGGAGAAGGGCGAGAAGCAAACGGCGCUUACGCACUGGAGAGCGAUCCCAGAAAAGAUACGCCAGGAGGAAAAGAAAUUGAGUGAAAUGCAGAGAUUCAUAGACGAGGUGAAAUCGACAGUCCUAGGCAUUCGCAAACAACAAGUCCAAGUAUCCAUGAAGAAGGCCGAGGCAGUGAUUGAAUAUGCGAAUGCGGUCAAUAUCCUCAACAGACUGCACGACGAGCUCAUCAAGAUCAAGCUCCAACACAUCGAAGGCAUCUCCGACCUAGAGGCACUCAAGGCGCGAAACGUGCAGCACCAGCAGAGACUGACUGCAAAGCGUGAUGAAGUCAAGAAGGCCCAACAGCUGAUUAAAGACACCACGGAACGAGUGAAAAAACUGUACAAACAAGCGGAAAAGGUCAUUUCAGGCUCUGCCUCACAACCCGAUCUGGCCGAACUGAUACCCACCCUGGCCAACCACACCAUGGAACAGCUCGAGGCAGAUAUCGAUUCCGAGAAAGCGCGCCUCGAGCUCACGCACGGCGGCAACAGCGGCGUGAUCAAGGAGUUCGAAGAACGGGCCCGUCAGAUCGACAAGCUGCGCAGCAAGCUCGCCGACUUCGAGACCAAGCUCGCCGAUUACAACCACGCGAUCAACGAGAUCCGAGGCCAGUGGGAGCCGAAGCUGGAUGGCAUCAUCAAGAACAUCAGCGAGGCAUUUUCGGACUCGUUUGCCCGCAUCGGCUGCGCCGGCCAGGUCACCCUGGACAAGGCCGAGGAGGAAACCGGCCCCAACGGCGAGGUGACGGACACGCAUUUUGACCAGUGGUCCAUCCAGAUCCACGUCAAAUUCCGCGAGCACGAGAAUCUGUCUUUGCUCGAUGCCCACCGGCAAUCCGGCGGUGAACGAGCCGUCAGCACGAUCUUCUACCUCAUGGCUCUCCAGUCGCUGUCCGCGUCGCCGUUCCGCGUCGUCGACGAGAUCAACCAGGGUAUGGACCCGCGCAACGAGCGCAUGGUCCACGGCCGCCUGGUCGACAUCGCCUGCGCCCCGUCCGACAGCGGCGGCGGCGGCCAGUACUUCCUGAUCACGCCCAAGCUCCUCAGCGGCCUGACCUACAAGCCCGGCAUGCGCGUUCUCUGCAUCUACAGCGGAGAGCACAUGCCCGAGGACUACAAUAUCGUCAACUUCGGCGAUGCAGUCAAGAAGAUGAGAGCGGUGGCCGAGAAGAACAAUCGGGGCAAGGGCAAGGGACGAGCCAUUGAGAGUGCGCGGAGGAGCAAUGGGGACGUUGGAGUCUACGGUUGA
Aspergillus homomorphus CBS 101889 is the source of this 3919-nucleotide messenger RNA. Its product is annotated as DNA repair ATPase SMC5. Gene Ontology annotation, biological process: double-strand break repair via homologous recombination. Gene Ontology annotation, cellular component: Smc5-Smc6 complex. The record is from RefSeq and is a predicted model, not a curated record. Bases 101 to 3919 code for a protein of 1272 amino acids. The transcript has 6 exons. NCBI's taxonomy places the organism in Eukaryota, Fungi, Ascomycota, Eurotiomycetes, Eurotiales, Aspergillaceae. Gene Ontology annotation, molecular function: ATP hydrolysis activity; ATP binding.